Molecule: messenger RNA, 603 nt
Organism: Laetiporus sulphureus 93-53
Lineage: Eukaryota; Fungi; Basidiomycota; Agaricomycetes; Polyporales; Laetiporaceae
Exons: 1
Molecular function (GO): protein binding
Source: RefSeq, a predicted model, not a curated record
CUGCCGCAGCUUCCGAUCGAGGUGUGGGAGAACGUGAUUGACCAUCUGUGGGACAACCAGUGGGAUUUGUUGGAGUGCAGACUCGUCUGCCGAGCAUGGUAUCCUCUCAGUCGCUUCCACCUGGACAGGAAGAUCUGGUUCUCGAGUAGCAAGGGUGCGAAGGCGUAUGUAAAGAUGCUGAAACAGAGGCCCGAGCUGUCAAAGCGGGCGCAGAAUAUGGACAUGUACGGUUGUUGGGGAGAUCUGUCCGCACUGUCGCUGGCGGCGAUCCUGCUCGCUCGCAAGCUGCCCCAGCUGGAGACGCUCAUGAUCUGGGAAUCAACGUGGAAGCCGUGGACGAUGCACAGAGAUGUCUUCCUGCAUCUCUCCGCCUUCUCUGUCACUUCCCUCGUUCUCUUAUAUGUCAGAUUCCCAUCGAUCACCGUCUUUGGGCGCCUCGUCUGCGCCCUGCCACGCCUCGUCGAGCUCGAAUGCCACACUCUCCAAUUCACGCAUGACCAUUUCCACCGCGAUACAUUUGGUCCAUAUCGUGAUCGCGUCAACAUCCGCUACUUGAAACUCACAGGAGAUCUCCAGAGAAUUGAGAAACUCAUCGACUUCCUU